Molecule: messenger RNA, 3292 nt
Organism: Camellia sinensis
Lineage: Eukaryota; Viridiplantae; Streptophyta; Magnoliopsida; Ericales; Theaceae
Source: RefSeq, a predicted model, not a curated record
AUGGAAGAGAAGAAGAUAACGAAAAGAUUGUCCAAAUCUUGGUUGAGCAAGUAUGCGAUCGCCAAGAUGUUUCUGUCUACCCUAUGGUUGGUAUGGGGGGGGCUUGGCAAGACAACACUUGCCCAAAUGGCCUUCAACGAUGAGAGGGUAAAACGGCAUUUUGAGCUUAAAAUUUGGGUUUAUGUUUCUCAGGAUUUCAAUGUGAAAAGUGUGAUAAAAACAAUAAUAGGAUCCAUAUCUGGGAAAGCAUGUGAAACCUCAGACCUAGAUUCUCUGCAGAAAAACCUUCGCGAGAUGUUGGAUGGAAAAAGAUAUUUGCUUGUAUCAGAUGAUGCGUGGGACGAAGAUCAAGAGAAGUGGGAUGGGUUGAAAUAUUUACUAGCAUGUGGAUCAAAAGGCACUUCCAUUAUCGUCACUACUCGUCUUGAAAAGGUUGCAUCAAUCAUGGGAACUAUCCCACCCCAUCACUUGCCAUUUUUAUCUGAAGAUGAUUGUUGGAUGUUGUUCAGGCAACGAGCAUUUGGACACGGGAAUGAAGAGCAUCCAAACCUUGUGGCCAUUGGGAAGGAGAUAGUGAAGAAGUGUGGGGGUGUGCCUUUAGCUGCAAAGGCCCUUGGAGGGCUAAUGCGCUUCAAAAGUGAGGAAAAAGAAUGGCUUUCUGUUAAGGAAAGUGAAAUUUGGAACUUGCACCACAAGGAAAAUACCAUAUUGCCUGCCUUGAGAUUAAGUUACUACAAUCCUCCAUUGGAAUUGAGACAAUGUUUUGCUUAUUGUGCCAUUUUUCUAAAGGGCUCUAGAAUUGAAAAGGAAAAUUUAAUUGAUCUUUCGAUGGCUAAUGGCUUUAUUUCGUCCAAUGGACAAUUGGAGUUGGAAGAUAUUGGAAACGUUAUAUGGAAUGAGUUACACUGGAGAUCUUUCUUUCAAGAUUUGAACAAAGAUCAAGUUAACACCAUUACUUGCAAAAUGCAUGAUCUUAUGCAUGACCUUGCCCAAUCUGUUACGGAACAUGAAUGUCAUGUGAUGGAGGAUAAAAGCUCAAGUAAUAUAUCAAAGCAAAGAAUUCAUCAUAUUACAUUGGUUAGUGAGUCGAUGAAGACAGGUGUUUUUCCUGAAGCAUUGCAUGGAGUUGAAUCCUUACGAACAAUUUUUCAACAAUGCAGACAUCCAAUUCUAAACAUGAGAUGUGAUGGUAUUGUACCUUUUUCUUCUGACUUUAAAAAUUUUGGUUCUCUACGAGUGUUCAAUGCAAAUGCCAUUAACAUGGUGCAAUCAUCAUCUUCUAUUGGCAAUUCAAAACAUCUAAGAUACUUGAACCUUUCUUAUACUUCCAUUCUAACACUUCCAAAGUCAAUUUGUAGCCUCCACAAUUUGCAAACUUUAAACCUAAAUCAUUGUUAUGAGCUUCAGAGUCUGCCCAAGAACAUGAAGUACCUAAGGAGCCUCCGAAAUCUUUAUUUAAAAUAUUGUUGGAAAAUACAGGACAUGCCUCCAAAGCUUGGGCAGCUAACUCUCCUGAAGAGAUUAAGUCUUUUUGUUGUGGGUAAGAGUAGAGGUUGUCGGGCUGCUGAAUUGCAAUGCUUAGAUCUUGGAGGAGAACUGCAUAUCUUGCACCUUGAGAGAGUGAGAAACCCAACAGAUGCUAAAGAAGCCAAUUUGAUAGGAAAACAGAAUCUUCGCAUCAUCAAGUUGUCGUGGGGAGAUAACAGUGAAUCUGAAUCGCAAGCAAACAUUGAACAAAUACUUGAAGCCCUGGAACCUCACCCAAAUGUUGAAGAGUUGAUCAUUGACAAAUACAGAGGUGCCCACUUCCCACUUUGGAUGGGGGAUUCAAUUCUUACAAAUAUGGUUUCUAUUGCAUUACUUGAUUGUAGAAAAUUGCUAAUACUUCCAGCGUUCGGGCAGUUGGCUUCCUUGCAAAAACUUAUGAUACAUAGAAUGGAUUAUGUGGAGUACAUUGAUAAUGACUUCCCUGGCGAAGGCCCGGUUAGAAGAUUCCCGUCUUUGGAAGACCUCAGUAUUGUGGAUUUGCCGAAUUUGAAAGGGUUGUCAAGGGAGGAGGGAAGAGAGCUACUCCCUCGUCUUCACAAAAUAAGCAUCAAGAAUUGCCCUAAAUUGACCUUGCCUCAUCUUUCAUCACCUGAAAAUUUGUAUGUCUCAAGAUGCAGCAACGUGACGCUAAGUUCAAUCUCAAAUCUUAUUUGUCUCACUUCACUUACAGUUUGUCACGACGACAAGGUGAUUUCUUUUCCAGAAGAGAUGUUUCAAAACCUAAAUGCUCUUGAAUCUCUAUACAUUGAAAGGUUUAGCAAAUUGAAAGUGCUGCCUACAAACCUGGAAAGCCUUGUAUCUUUGAAGUCAUUGUGUAUCCAUUCGUGUCAUGGGCUUGAGUCUUUGCCAGAACAUGGGCUACGAAGCUUAAAGUCUCUCCAACAUCUGGAGAUUAAUCGCUGCAAUAAUUUGAGUUCUUUAUCGGAGAGUUUGGGACACCUCACUGCCCUGGAGAAAUUGGAAGUUUAUGGGUGUCCGGAGCUAGUGACUUUGCCAGAGAGCAUUAAACAUCUUAUUUCCCUACGACACCUAAUCAUUAAAGGUACGCCCAAAUACUCCCAACCGUUUGAUGUUCGUUGUGAAAAGUUGAAGACUUUGCCAGAGUCAUUGCAACAUAUCCCCCUACUGCAAUCUCUAUCCAUCUCUCAGUAUCCAGAGUUCACAUCACUGCCUGAAUGGUUAGGAAACCUUACAUCACUUCAAUCAUUGCACAUUGAGUUCUGCUGCAAGAUUUCAUCACUGCCACAUAGCUUUCAAAGCCUAUCCAAACUCCAAAAUUUGGACUUUUUUUUUUGCGGUCCUGAAUUGAAAAGGCGACGUCAAAAGGGAGAGGGGGAAGAUUGGCAUAAGAUAGUACACAUUCCAAAAGUUGAUGUAAAAUAACCAGCUCUUGCAGCAAACAGAAUAGUAAACAUGGAAUCUAUUCUUUGAUCAUGUGGGAGUGAAGUGAGGAAACGGAUAUCAGAUCAAAAUGGAAAGGAAUGUGCAGAAAACAUGUGGACAUUCCAUAUAGAUCAAGCUGCAAGUUCUAAAGUGGCUGUGAGAUGGGCUGUAUUGCUGGUAGAAUGUUUUUGGGCUGAUCAGAGGCUAGUGGGAAGAGUUUUCAGUCAGCUGUUGUAUUCUCUGACUCCACUGUGUCAGUGCACGGCCUCUCGGUGCUACAGAUUUUAUGGCUAGUUUCUAUAGUGCUGAGUUGUCUUUAUUCUUGUGGUUUUGUAGCAAUUGACAUGAUUGAAGUACCUGA